CAUAGGACAACUCAAUUGUCUUCCUUCUUCUAUCUAUGAUCUCUUUCAGGCCGGCUCACGCUUAUUCUAGGCUAGAUGGCGAUCAAUGACAUCCUUUUCCGAGCACCUAACCCGUCGUCUGCGUAUACCUUACGCCCUCACCGACAUUCGGAGUCAUCACGAAGAUUUCACGGGUCGAAGGAUGUCGGGCGAAGGAUUCAUGAACCUGGAAAAGUUACGCGAGAAGUUAUUCGCACAUGCCUGUCGGCUUGUAUGGUCGUACGCGUGUUGCAUUGAUAGCUCAGAAGAAGCUAUCCUCGCAAUGUUUAGAUGGUACCGCAACGCGUUCGUCUCCAAUGCCAAUGAAGUUUUAUCAGAGA
Molecule: messenger RNA, 359 nt
Organism: Suillus clintonianus
Lineage: Eukaryota; Fungi; Basidiomycota; Agaricomycetes; Boletales; Suillaceae
Exons: 1
Source: RefSeq, a predicted model, not a curated record